AUGUACGCAGCCUUGAUGGAUUUUCUUGACUUCAGCCUUGGGACUACGGUCUUGGGAUACAACCCUAUAGGAAAAAUUCACAAGGCUGCAAAAAAUGGAAAUUUAGACCAAAUGAGACUUCUGCUCUAUCAUGGAAGUUAUGUGAAUGAUACAGACAAGAAGGACAGAACCCCUCUCCAUUAUGCCUGUGCCUAUGGCCAGCCAGAAGUGGUGACAUUUCUAAUAAAAAUGAACUGCAACCUUCAGCUUUGUGACAGUGAUGGCAACACACCCCUGAUGAAGGCUAUAGAACACAAGCAAGAGGAAUGUGCCACGAUUCUUUUAGAAAAUGGUGCUGAUCCAAACAUUCAGAACAAAAAUGGCGCUACUGCUCUCCACUGGGCUGUCUUUUGUAGGAGCACAUCAAUGGCAGAAAAACUGCUUUCAUUUAAUGCAAACAUUGAUGCUCAGAGCAAGUAUGAGGAGACACCUCUUUUACUUGCUCUACAGUACAAUAAACUGCAAAUGGCAGAAUUUUUAAUCCAGAGGAAAGCAAAUAUACAUAUAGUUGACAAGGAAGAAAGAACAACCCUCAUGCUUGCUGUGAAACACAAAUCAAAAAAUAUAGUCAAGCUGCUUCUUCAAGGUGGUAUUAAUAUCUCUGCUGAAGACAAGUCUAAACAGACUGCGUUGUCUUACGCUAUCACUAGUGGUCAUAAUGCGUUUUCCAAUGAGCCUGGUCCUAAAGAUUCUAAUGAUUCCUGUUCUAUAUUAGAUGAGGGCAACUCUCCAGCUAAUACCAAGAAUGUCCCAGAAGAAAAACGAGAAUUAGAUGAAACUUUUCAGCAACACAGGAAAGAGGAAGCAAAAUAUGGCAUUGGUAAACAAGGAAACAAAAUCUUGUUUAACAACGUUGCUUUGAACAGUCAAAAGGAAGACAUGGCUGAAAGCACUAGGCACAAACAGGACGGAUUUUUUUGUGGGAUCAAUACCGAGUGUUACACUACUACCUGCUUACCAGGAUGUAUUGCGGGACCAUAUUCAGCUACAGAGUGCAUCUCUGAUACUGUUCCAGAGAAGUUUGUUUCUCCUAUAUUUGAUGAUGGAUAUCAACAAGCAAAAUCCAGAGUAAAGGAACAUCCAAGAGUGGAACCAUACAUGACUGUGACAAUCGAGGAAAGGCAGAGCAUACUUCAUGGCCCUGAAGACAGCCAGACACAGGUUCAAGAAGGAAGAAAGAGGAAUGAAACUGAGAUGGGAGCAAUACAAAACACAUAUGAAGUUGUUGGAGACAUUUACAAUGAUAGAUUAUUUUAUGAAAAUGAAAACGCUCAUCCUCAGCAGUUUUCUCCUGGGGAGAAUGAAGAGCAGGAUGGAUGUGCAUUAGAAGAAGAAGAGGAGAAGAGCAAAGAUUAUGAUCAGCUUUAUGAACAAUUUAAGGACCAGAUAAGAGAAAAAGAAGAGGAAUGUAAUAACCAAGUUGAAGUUACAAAACAACUUGAAAUCUCCCUGGAGACAUUAGAUGCCAAAUUGAGAACUACAAGAAAUAAGUUGAAUCAGGUUUCUACCACUGAAAUAGAGGAAGAACUGAGGCAUGAAUAUUGCAGGAUGCGGGAGGAAAUCACUGUGAUGAGACUGGACAUUGACACAAUAAAACACCACAAGGAAAAGGAAAAGAAAUAUCUUGAGGAUCUUGAAGUUUUAAGAGAAAAGCACGAUGACCUUCAAAGGACAAUCAAGCUGACGGAGGAAACAUUGACAAAAACAACCCUCCAUUAUAACGAACAGAUUAGCAUUCUGAAGGCUGAGCUUGAGAUGCAAAAAUCUAACCUGGAGAGUGAAGAAGAAAACACAGAGACACCAGAAACAGAAGUCAGUUCAUAUCCUGUCAGACUGGCUGCUGCUUCACCCCAUCGUGAUGAAAAUCAGACAGCAGAGAGAGACCUAGGAUUUGGUUUCCAGGGAGCAAGAAAUGAGGGCUUUAGUUUACAGGAUAAGGAGGACUUUGAUGUAUCUAAUCUAACUGUUGGUAACAAGCUUCUUCCCCAACAGCUUUCUAGGUCUGAGAUAGAAAUUGGUAGCCUAGAACACGAGGGCCGUCAUACGGUAGACACUCUCAGAAAAGUAACUUUUGAUUUAAUGCAGACACAAGGUCAAACGGAGGAAAUGGAAGACAGUGAUCAAGAUGAAGAAAGUCAAGGGAAUAAAAACACUGAAAAUCAGGAAUGGAUAGAGAAGAGAUUAUCUCAACCACAAAGUGGACUUACAUUGUCUCAACAGAAAUUGCAAGAACUUCACAACGAAGUUGAAGAUGAGGAAGACGUAGUCGUUAUUAUCCAAGACCAGUUUCACCAUACUGUGAACAUAUUUCAAGUUUGGACUGAAAAUCCCAUUCUCGGGCAGGAAAACAGUAACAUGGACUUAAUCGACAAAUGUAAUCAAUUCAAAGAAGAACUGUAUCAACAUGAAACGAUGGAAGUGGAAAGAGAAACACAAGUAGCAGCUCCAGGAAUUGCAGAGCAGCUAAGAGAGAAUAAUGAUGCUUCAGUAGGAAGUCAGGUGGAACUCAGAAUUAACAAUCUUAAUCUGAACUCUCUGAAUGGAAGACUGAAAAUCAAGAUACGACUGGAAGAAUCUGAGCAAUACUAUGAGGAAGAAUCCGAAAUCCAGAAGUCUGCCCCUCUUGGUCCUCUCACACACGCGUGCACAGUCUCCGUUGAUAUCUUACAUCCCCCUCCCGACGCCUUGGGCCUGGGACACGGUGUUAAGUCUUCAUCAGGCACAGGAAAAGCUGAGCCUCUUCAGGAGCACCCUGCCAGCGCUCUCGGUGGUCUGGUGGCUGAACCUUCCGCUCCUGGAGUCCCUUCGCUGCUCGUGGGGCAUUUUUCUGGAGUUACCCAGCGGAGCCCGGGUCCUGGCUCUGCCCCUGCGCGCUCCCGCCGCUCUCAGUCGCUGCUGUCCUGGCGCGUCGCUCUCGUUCCUGGCCUGGGGUCCCCGCCUUUCCCAGCUGGCCGACACCAGCAGGGGACCAAGGGGUCUGGGCUCCUCAGCGAUCCUGGCAUCCUGGCGGCGACUGUUCACAGAAGAGCCUGGAGCGCGCGGCCUGGAGAAGCUCGCGAGCAUAGGAAAGUGGUGGCGUCUUGGGGAGACACAGGGCGCCCUCUGGCGACGCCUGGCCACCGGCGAAGGCGGCUCGGCAGCGCCCGGAGCAGGAGUGGGCUGCGGGGAGGGCGAGCGGGCGAGCGCAGGCGCCUCCCUCUCGGCCCCACGUGCAUACCAGUGUCUCUCUUCCUGCGGAGCCGGCGCUCCAGAGCUGCGUGUGGCAGUGCCAUCCAGAGGUUCGCACCUUCUCCCCGCCGAGGGCUCCAGCCAGCCAGCCAGCGGGAGCCAGACGCGAGCCCAUUCCCGGAUGGGUGA
Messenger RNA from Sciurus carolinensis (gray squirrel), 3396 nucleotides. Its product is annotated as ankyrin repeat domain-containing protein 20B-like. The transcript is spliced from 16 exons. The coding region runs from base 1 to 3396 and encodes 1131 amino acids. Gene Ontology annotation, molecular function: protein binding. The record is from RefSeq and is a predicted model, not a curated record. NCBI's taxonomy places the organism in Eukaryota, Metazoa, Chordata, Mammalia, Rodentia, Sciuridae.